This is a messenger RNA of Saitoella complicata NRRL Y-17804, 3750 nucleotides long. RefSeq names its product P-loop containing nucleoside triphosphate hydrolase protein. Gene Ontology annotation, molecular function: ABC-type transporter activity; ATP hydrolysis activity; ATP binding. Gene Ontology annotation, biological process: transmembrane transport. Lineage: Eukaryota; Fungi; Ascomycota; Saitoellomycetes; Saitoellales; Saitoellaceae. The annotation marks the transcript as partial. The record is from RefSeq and is a predicted model, not a curated record. Gene Ontology annotation, cellular component: membrane. The transcript has 2 exons.
UACUUCCUCUUUCUUCGCUACGCCGAUCGCCGCGACAUCACUCUUUACCUCAUCGGUACAGCCGCCGCAAUCCUCGCCGGCCUCGCUUUUCCCGGUCUUGACCUUCUCUACGGUCUGUUCACUACCAAUGUCACCGGAAACUCGCCACCUUCCUUCAUUCGCGACAAGGCACGCAUCGCCGCUCUCGGCACCACCGGAAUCGCAGCGGGCGAAUUGAUCUUCACAUGGAUCUUCCUGACGUGUUUCAACAUUGCUGGAACCAGGGUUGGGCAGAGGAUCAGAAAGGAAUACUUUGCGAGCGUCUUGAGGCAGGAUGUGGAGUUCUUUGAUAAAGUCGGUGCUGGGGAGGUGAGCACUCGCAUGACUAAAGACAUUGGGACGAUCCAAGCAGGUAUCGCGGAGAAAGCCGGCUUCUUCGUUUGGUCUGCUACUACACUGGUCGUGGGUAUCAUUGUCGGGUUCAUCAAGACACGGAAGCUUGCCGGAGUUUUGUUUGCGAUGAUUCCCUUCACUCUGAUCUGCUUUGGGUUCGCCGGGUGGUUGGGAAACAAGUCUUCCGCUAUCUCCAUGCAGAAAGAAGGUACUGCAUCGACCUUCCUGGAGCAAAUCGUUUCUUCUAUUCGGGUGGUGCAUGCAUUUGGUUCUCAGCGCACACUCACGAACCUUUACGACAAUCACCUCGUUGAGAUCGAGCGCGCAGGGAAGCUUAAGGCUGUCACUCGUGGUGUGGAGCAAUCAUCGGUGUACUUCAUUCUCUGCAUUUCCUAUUCCCUCGCGUACUGGUACGGCUCAAUUGUUAUUACGCGCGAUGGGGUACCGGUCGGAAAUGUCCUCACCACAUUCUGGAACUUUAUGAAUGGUAUUUUCGCGAUGGCGAACAUCAUUCCUCAUGUUGCUGCUAUGUUUGAAGCUGCCGCUGCGCAGAAUCACAUCUUUGGCGAUAUCGAUCGUCAACCGAAGAUUGAUAUCAGGGAUGAGCGGGGGAUCAAGGGUGGAGAUGUCCAGGGUGCGGAGGUUGAGGUCAGGAAUUUGACGUUCGAGUAUCCGGGAAGGAAAGGAUUAAAGAGCUUGGAUAACGUGAGCUUAGCCUUCCCGGAUAAGUCGUUCACGGCCAUCGUCGGUGCAUCCGGAUCAGGCAAAUCGACAAUCGUCUCCCUACUCCUACGCUUCUAUGAUCCGGAGCAGGGCAAUGGGGGGAUCUACCUCAAUGGAAAAGAAUUGCGGGAGUACAACCUCCUCUGGCUUCGUCGACAGGUCGCCAUCGUACAACAAGAACCGGUUCUCUUCAACGCUACGAUCUUUGAGAACAUCGCUUUUGGACUUACGGGGACGGAGUGGGAGUACAGGUCAGGUCACGAACAGGAUGAGGCGCGGUUGAGAAAGAUCAGGGACAUGUGUGAGCGCGCUGCGCGCCGUGCGCAGGCAUGGAGUUUCAUCGAGAAGUUACCUGAGGGUUUCGAUACCGUUGUCGGUGCCCGUUCCCUCCUCUCCGGUGGACAGCGACAGCGACUUGCGAUAGCUCGUGCACUCGUCCGCGAACCCGCCCUCCUCAUUCUCGACGAAGCUACCUCCGCCCUGGAUUCCUCCUCAGAAAUGGCGGUACAGAAGGCGUUGCGGGAAGAAGGUGCGCAUGUACCGACUAUGAUCGUCAUUGCGCAUCGAUUGUCGACGAUUACGAAUGCGGAUAGUAUUGUGGUGAUGGAGAAGGGAAGGGUGGUUGAGCAGGGAACGCAUGAGUGGUUGCUUGAGAAGGAGGGUGCGUAUUGGAAGUUGAUUGAGAAGCAGAGGAGGCAUGCGGCGAGGAGGGGAAGUCUGCAGAGGAUAUAUUCUGGACUAGGAGCCGGUACUCCGCGGGAGACGUUGACAAAGCAGUUGAGUCUGGUGCAAAGCCUGGAAGGGACGAUGCAGCCCAUCGGCGAGGAUGAAGAGGAAGACGAUGAACAACCUGCUCGGUCCACAGAAAAGGAUGUCGAGAAAGCUGAAGAGAAGAAGAAGAAAUACCGUUUCUUCACUGUCCUCCGCCGCUACCAAUCUUACGCCCACCAACAAGCACUCUUCGUCUUCCUCGGCGUCAUCACAGCCCUCAUCGUCGGUGCCUCCUUCCCCGUCAUGGGUUACCUGACAGGACGAACCGUCACUGACCUUUCCAUGCGUGACAACGACUCCCUUCUCCGUUCCAGAGUCGACAUGUGGGCGCUCUGGUUUUUCAUCAUUGGCAUUAUCGUCCUCAUCGUUGCGUUCUUGAAUGGAUUCUUCUUCGAGUACGGGAGCGAGCGGAUGACGCGAGUCCUGAGACGGGUGGGGUUGGAGAACGUUAUGAAGCAAGAAAUUGGGUUCUUUGAUCGGGAGGAGAACGCUGUCGGAGCGCUGGUCAGCUCGAUCUCGAGUCAUCCAUCGAAUGUGUCAGCGGCGACGGGCUUGAUCUUUUCUCAGAUCAUCAUCUCGACAUGUAACUUGGUCGGUUCGGUCAUUCUCUCCGUCGUGCUUAGCUGGAAGCUGGGUCUGGUAUGCUUGGCGCCUGUCAUUGUCCUGUUGGCUUCUGGGUACAUCAACGUCGCAGUCUUGGAAAAGUACGAGGAGAAGAAUCAGGGAUCGACGGAUAAAGCAUCCGCGUACGCGAAUGAGAACGUUGACAGCAUCAAGACUGUCGCCGCCCUUACCCGUGAAUCUGAGGUCCUUCGUGUAUACGAGGAACAGCUCCGUCCAGACCCAUCCCGUAUGAUCUACCUACUGGGUGGAGCAGGCGGUUUCGCCGUCUCUCAAGCCAUGAUCUUCUUCAUCGCGGCUUUGACGUUCUGGUGGGGAGCAGAGCUGCUGGCGCGGGGCGAAGUGGGGUAUACCGCACUUUUCGCAACCUUCGAGGCGGUAAUCAUCGCGGCGUUUGCUGGUGGGAGGUUGUUUACGUUCGUGCCGGAUAUCUCGCGGGCCGUGCAUUCAAUGAAGUCUAUCCUACGGUGGGCGGACCGGAAGCCGAGAUAUGCUGAUGAGGGGAUCAUGAUGGAUGAGAAGUGUGAGGUGAAGGGGGAGUUUGUGUUUGAGGGUGUGACGUUGAGGUAUCCAACGAGACAGCAACACGCAGCUAUGUCGAACUUUUCGUUACGGAUUGAGGCUGGAAAGACGAUUGCGUUUUGUGGUCCGUCUGGUGGUGGGAAAUCGACCAUCUUGAACCUUUUACAGCGUUUCUACGACCCUACUGCGGGACGGAUCACCUUGGACGGGCGUGACAUCGGCACCUUCCCAAUUGAAGAAUACAGAAAGUAUAUUGCUCUCGUCUCACAAGACGCAGUACUCUACGAAGGUACAGUCCGCUUCAACAUCCUCCUCGGCGCACCCGAAGGCAUGAACGUAACCGAAGAAGACGUUAAAGCCGCCUGCCGUGCUGCCAAUAUCUUGGACUUUGUCUCCUCCCUCCCCAACGGUCUCGACACCCACAUCGGUCUAAAAGGCGGGCAACUCUCCGGCGGCCAGCGUCAACGGAUCUGUAUCGCCCGCGCUCUCAUCCGCAAACCCACCAUUCUCCUCCUCGAUGAAGCCACUUCGGCGUUGGACGCAGAAUCUGAAUCACUAGUAUCUGAGGCAUUGGAGGAAGCAGGGAGGGAGAGGACGGUGGUUGUUGUUGCGCAUCGGUUGAGUACGAUUCGGAGGGCGGAUGUGAUUUGUGUCGUCGAGGAGGGGAGGAUCGUGGAGGUUGGGACGCAUGGGGAACUGUUGGCGAGGAGGGGGAGGUACUUUGAAUUGGUGGAGGCUCAG